Molecule: messenger RNA, 1633 nt
Organism: Carassius carassius (crucian carp)
Lineage: Eukaryota; Metazoa; Chordata; Actinopteri; Cypriniformes; Cyprinidae
Gene: onecut3b
Product: one cut homeobox 3b
Exons: 2
Coding region: 177-1514 (445 amino acids)
Biological process (GO): regulation of transcription by RNA polymerase II
Cellular component (GO): nucleus
Molecular function (GO): DNA-binding transcription factor activity, RNA polymerase II-specific; RNA polymerase II cis-regulatory region sequence-specific DNA binding
Source: RefSeq, a predicted model, not a curated record
CCACACGCGCACCGAACGCUCCGCGCGCGAGACUGAACGGCGAUUUAACCAGGACAAAAGCUUCGGCGCGUCAUGUUGGACUGACUGGCGUUGAAAUCGAUGGAUUGGCUUUGAAAUCGUUUCGGGGAAAACAAGGUCUUUUUGCUCGGGUCUGAGAGCGCUCUUCCCGUUCAACGAUGGAACUCACGAUGGAAAACAUUGGAAACAUGCACGGCGUUGCGUCGCACUCGCAAGCGGGAGACUUGAUGAAUUCCUCGCAGGGCAGACCGUCGUCGGCUUCCCACCGGAACUUGGUGUCCCACGGGCGCUCGGCGAUGGUGUCCAGCAUGGCUUCGAUCCUGGAGGGCGCCGGUGAGUACCGGAGCGACCCCGCGCUGUCGGGCCACCUGCAUCCCGCUAUGACCAUGUGCGAGUCGGGCAUGAGUUUGUCCAAUACGUACACCACCCUCACGCCGCUUCAGCACCUGCCACCGAUCUCUACAGUCUCAGAUAAGUUCCACCACGCACACCCGCACACGCACCCGCAUCACCACCACGCCGCGCACCAGCGCCUCGCCACCGGGAACGUCAGCGGGAGUUUCACUCUCAUGCGCGACGACCGCGGCCUGGCGUCCAUGGGCAACUUAUACGGCCACUAUCCCAAAGAGAUGUCGGGCAUGGGCCAGCCGUUAACCCCGCUCUCCAACGGCCUCGGUCCUCUGCACAACUCCCAACAAGCGCUGUCUGCCUACGGGCCCGGCGCGCACCUCCCCAACGACAAGAUGGUCUCUCCAAGCGGCUUCGAGUCCCACGCGGCGAUGCUUUCCCGGAGCGAGGAGCAUCUCGCGCGGAGUUUAGGCGGACACGGGCACGGCAUGAUCUCUAAUCUCAACGGGAUGCACCCACACAGCCACCUGCACUCGCAGGGGAACGGAUCCAUGCUGGCGGACAGAGAGCGGCACGGCGGCGGCGGCGGGAGCGCGCACAGCGGAGGCUCGGGGCAGGUGGACGAGAUCAACACCAAAGAGGUAGCGCAGAGGAUCACGGCCGAGCUCAAGCGAUACAGCAUACCUCAAGCUAUCUUCGCGCAGAGGAUCUUGUGUCGGUCCCAGGGAACACUCUCGGACCUGCUGCGCAACCCGAAGCCCUGGAGUAAACUCAAGUCCGGCCGCGAGACUUUCAGACGCAUGUGGAAAUGGUUACAGGAACCAGAGUUUCAGAGGAUGUCCGCGUUACGGCUUGCAGCCUGCAAGAGAAAGGAACAGGAGCAGCACAAAGACAGAAACAUGGUUCCCAAGAAGCAGCGCCUGGUCUUCACCGACCUUCAGCGGCGAACGCUCAUCGCCAUCUUCAAGGAGAACAAGCGGCCCAACAAAGAGAUGCAGAUCACCAUCUCGCAGCAGCUGGGCCUGGAGCUCUCCACCGUCAGCAACUUCUUCAUGAACGCACGCCGCAGAUGCGUGGACCGCUGGCAGGACGAGCACGCGGUCAGUCCCGGGCCCGGCCCCUCGGGGACCACUUUCUCCAAGGCUUGAGCGUCUCGGAUGCGGAGAAACCCGGUCCAGAUGCAACAUCUGAGCAGCAGCAGCAGCUGAUGAUGAUGAUCUACGGCGCUCAUCAAACCUCUUCGGUGCACGGCGGAUCUGGAUGAAUC